This is a messenger RNA of Naegleria lovaniensis, 495 nucleotides long. RefSeq lists its product as uncharacterized. NCBI's taxonomy places the organism in Eukaryota, Heterolobosea, Eutetramitea, Acrasida, Naegleriidae. The record is from RefSeq and is a predicted model, not a curated record. The transcript has 2 exons. Gene Ontology annotation, molecular function: protein binding. Bases 1 to 495 code for a protein of 164 amino acids.
AUGGAAGGAGUUAAUCCUACCAGUGUCUUUGUGACUGAAUGGAAUCAAGACAUCUAUGUCACUGAUAGUAACAAGCAUAGAGUUUUUGUCUUUUUCCCAAACCAAACCAUUUCCAUUGUUGCUGGUAAUGGAGUUUCAGGAAAUUCUCAGGAUGGAGAUUCUGCUUUGGGUUCUGUUCUUUUUUCUCCCGAUUCUGUUCAUGUCACCAAACAAAAUGAAAUUUUCAUAAGUGAUACUUCAAAUAAUCGAAUUAAGAAGGUGGUGAAUGGUCGAAUUUACACCAUGGAUUGUUUCAAGAUACAUAGUCCCUCGAACGGGGAAGUCUAUUUUGUCGAUCGUGCCAAUGAAAGAAUUAAGAAAAUUAAUAGUCAAGGAAAUAUUCAAGUGAUGGCAGGAAUAGGAAGUGUUGGUUACAAUGGAGAGAAUCAAUUAGCCACGAGAGCCACGUUGACCAAUGUUCAAGAUGUUUGGGUUGCUCCCUCUUCAGGUGAAUAA